This is a messenger RNA of Nymphaea colorata (pocket water lily), 1839 nucleotides long. RefSeq names its product metal transporter Nramp5-like. Gene Ontology annotation, molecular function: cadmium ion transmembrane transporter activity; manganese ion transmembrane transporter activity. Lineage: Eukaryota; Viridiplantae; Streptophyta; Magnoliopsida; Nymphaeales; Nymphaeaceae. Gene Ontology annotation, biological process: metal ion transport. The transcript has 14 exons. Bases 1 to 1839 code for a protein of 612 amino acids. Gene Ontology annotation, cellular component: membrane. The record is from RefSeq and is a predicted model, not a curated record.
AUGAACGCAAAAGAAGAGCCAGAGAUGACAGGAAUUAGUCAUGGAGGUCAAGUAUCGGGUGAGGCUGAAGCGAUGAAGACUCUCGAGAGGGAAGCUACUUCCUCAAAGGGGAAGAGUACCAGCAGAGCUCCUUCGGCGAAAGACGAUCUAGAGGCUAACGAGUAUCAGAAGCCUGAGCACGGCGACAAACCAGAGCAUCUGCCUGAGAACCACAGGCCAGGAUGGAAGAGGCUGAUCUCACAUAUCGGACCUGCAUUCCUCGUUUGCAUGGCUUUUAUAGAUCCCGGAAGCGUGGAAACAUUGUUCCAAACUGCAUCACAAAAUCAGUACCAGUUGCUAUGGGUUAUCCUUCUUGGGUUCAUCCUGGUUUUCUUAGUCCAGUCUCUUGCAGCCAAUCUUGGAGUAGUAACAGGAAUGCAUCUUGCAGAGCAUUAUAGGCUUGAAUACCCCAAAUAUUUGAAUUAUUGCUUCUGGAUAAUUGCUGAGGCUGCUGUUAUAGGAGCUGACAUAUCAGAAGUCAUUGGAACAGCCUUUGCUCUCGACAUAUUGCUGCAUAUUCCCGUCGGGGUUGGUAUUCUGCUUACAGGCUUGAUUCCAUUUAUUAUUGUUGGACUGCAAAAAUAUGGGUUCCGGAAGGUGGAAAUGGCGCUGGCAAUGGUGGUGUUCGUGAUAGCUGCGUGCUUCGUUGGGAAGCGUCCAUACAUGAAGCCCAAGCCUUCGGAGGUGUUUAAAGGCUUCAUCCCUGGAUUUAAGAAUCGAGACACCGUAGCUAAUGGCAUUGCCUUCUUAGAGCUCUUAUCAUGCCCAUUGGUUCUCACAAGAAGACCUCCUCAGUCUGUCAAAGGAAUAAAUGAUGCCUGCCGAUAUUUCGGCAUAGAGAGUGCACCACCAAUGGCCCUGGCCCUAUUCAUCAAAAUCGUUGCCGUCGUUGUCGCUGGAAGCAUAAGCUUUGCAAGUAGUACCUCGCCGGCAUCAGCAGCUGCACGCAAGGACCUUACUCUAUACAAUGCGGCCAUCUUAUUGAAGGAUGUAUUAGGAAAAUGGAGCAGACUAGUCUAUGGCAUCUCAAUAUUGGCAUCAGCACAACGCUCUGCUCUUACUGUUGGAUGUUCUGGGCAAUAUGUCACGCAAACCAAUCCCGGCAUCAUGUUUUGGAUCCUCAGGGCCAUCUAUGGAGAUCUCUUGGAACUGUAUAGAUUCAUGGAUGCCGCCAACUUGGGUGGUGUUAUUUCAUCUACAGACAACAGGCUUCCUUCAAAAGAAGAUGAAGAAAUGGAUCACAACAGUUGUGACAAGAGGAGCUGCAAUCCUACCAAGCUUGAUAGCUGCUCUAGUUGGAGGUCCAUCAGCUUGCGCUCGACUAAUCAUCAUAUCAUCAGUAUGUAUUUCAGAUAUCCUCCAUCUGAAUGCCAAGACACAAUGAUGCUCUCCUUUGAGCUCCCAUUUACCAUACUGCCCCUCCUCAGGUUCACCAGCAGCAGGAAGAAGAUGCGUUCAUACAAGAACCAUAUAGCUGUGAUAAUUGCAGCAUGGAUACUUGGAUUAUGUGCAGUAGGAAUCAAUGUUUACUAUCUAAGCGUAGGCUUUGUUGAGUGGCUGGUCAACAACAAGUUGCCAAAGGCUGCGUCAGUGAUAAUAGGGAUCACGGUGUUCCCCAUUAUGAUUGUCUACCUUGUAACAGCCGUCUAUGUUAUCUUCAAGAAGGCUGAUGUAACCACAGACAAGACGCCGCCGCCACUGCCAAUGGCAACCAGAAAGGACUCCAUGGGCCAGACCAUUGAGGAAGAAGAGGAGAUACCACACAGAGAGGAUCUUGUAGAGAUGGCGGAGAGUCAAUAA